GGCAACAGUGAACUAGAUAGAAACUUAAUAUGAUUAUUUUCUUUGUGAUGGUUGCCGACCUCCUCCCUGACUAGUUGCAUCCCUAUAUGUACUUAUCUAUCACUCUUUGGUGCUUCCCUUCCAGUAGCGAGUUGGAACAUACAAGUCUGCCUUUUCUUUUGAAGUCGAGAGAGAAUUGGAGCUUUGCUCGUUGCAUGCCUUGUAGCAUUGCAGAUCAUGAGAGCCCAAAGAAGAAAGCAAUCAGAGCCGUUUUGGCCUUCAAUGGUGAUGAGGAAAUGGCUAAACAUUAAGUCAAAAUUGAAAGAUUUCAGUGAAGACGAGUUUGAUACAGAGGGCGAAGAUAAUGAUGGUAGUGACUCUGGAGAUGAUAGCUUCUUUGAGAUACAUGGUAACAAGUACAUGAUUAGCAAAUCAUCAGGAGAGAAAACAAUUCCUCCUUUGCGAAGGCUUCAGAGAAGAAAAUCAGAGAAUUUACGUGUUAACUACAUAAGUAACAAAGAUGUGAGGGUGAUGAUAGGAACAUGGAAUGUUGCUGGAAGAACUCCUAAUGAAGACCUUGACCUUGAUCAGUGGCUUUGUACCCAAGAGCCAGCAGACAUGUAUGUUUUAGGUUUCCAGGAAGUGGUCCCAUUAAGUGCUGGGAAUGUAUUGGGAGCAGAGGACAGUAGACCAAUACGAAAAUGGGAGGCUAUUAUCCGCCGAACACUAAACAAGUCUCAACAACCCAAGGCAAUCUGCAAAAGCUACAGUGCUCCACUAUCACCAUUACUAGGACCUAUUACUUCAGAGGAUGGACAUGAAUACACCAAACGCAAACCUGAAGAUGAAGCGAGGGGAAAUUUAACUCAUCUUAGAGACAAGCCAACUAGUAUAAGUGAGUUUAGUUGCAACUGGUUAGAUGUGACUAGCUCAUUGGACUGGCCAGAACAUCCACUAGACACUCCAUCAAAUGUUUUGGUAUCAGGUGCAGGGUUGAGGAGAGUCAUGAGCUUGGGGCUAUCUAGCACCAGCUUUGCGGAAAACCCUCGAGAUUUUGAGCUAGAGGAUGUAGAUUUGCAGGUUGGUAUAAGAAGACAGUAUCAUAGCUCGGGGAAUCUUGGCAUGUUAUGGUCUGAACAGCAGGAGAAGCUUGAUGUUUUAAAUUCGCUUGAUCGCAUAUCUGAUCUGACGUCAGAAGAAGACUCACCUUCUGCUAGCACUGUUGAGGAAUGUGCUACUCUUGGGAAAAGAGAAUCUUCAAUGCCUCGUGCAAAUUAUGUGCGCAUUGUCAGUAAACAAAUGGUUGGCAUAUAUGUUUCUGUAUGGGUUUCCCGAAAACUGAGGCAACAUGUUAACAACUUGGAGGUAGCUUCAGUUGGGGUUGGACUUCUGGGCUACAUGGGCAACAAGGGAUCGAUUUCCAUCAGCAUGUCUCUUUUCCAAACUCGACUGUGCUUUGUCUGCUCCCAUCUAGCAUCUGGCCACAAGUCUGGGGAUCAACAGAAAAGGAACUCUGAUGUGGACGAAAUUUUACAAAGAACAAGAUUUUCUUCCUUGUUUGCUGCUGGUCGGCCACAAAAGAUUCCUUCACAUGAUCGAAUUUUCUGGUUUGGGGAUCUUAAUUAUCGCAUUGACUUGCCGGAUAAUGAAGUACGUCGUCUGGUAGCUAUGAAGAGGUGGGACGAUCUUUUGAAGUCUGACCAGCUAACAAAGGAGCUAAUAAGCGGGAGUACUUUCGUAGGUUGGAAGGAAGGCUUGAUUAACUUUCCACCAACUUACAAGUAUGAAAGAAAUUCAAGCAGAUAUGUUGGGGAGAUUCCUAAUGAAGGACAGAAAAAAAGAUCUCCAGCAUGGUGUGAUCGCAUACUAUGGCUGGGGAAGGGUACCAAGCAACUCUCGUAUUGGAGCUCUGGUUUGAGCCUCUCGGAUCACCGGCCAGUCAGCUCCCUCUUCUUGGUCGAAGUUGAGGUGUUCGAUCAGCGAAAAAUCGAACGGGUUUUGAACUUCACCAAUCCUGGGUUCGUUUCAAAGGGGAAAUAUUACAUGACAGUUGAUUUCUGAAUUUCAGUCAGUCAAUAGUGCUGAGCUGGGCAUUGAAAGUUUCGGCGGUUCUUCCGUUUGAUUCAGUCAGUCAUGUGUGAUAGUAGUUGAAGAAACAUAGAGAGGGUCGCGGUAAGGAUUUGAAAUAUGUUUGUAACACGUAACUAAAGUAUUGCUUGUCAGAUUGUAUUAGCGUAUAUUCCCGAUGUGAGAUGAACUGAAAUGAAAUCCGGAUGUUAUCAAAUGUAGAUGUUUCUGCAUCGCAA
Messenger RNA from Phragmites australis (common reed), 2285 nucleotides. RefSeq names its product type I inositol polyphosphate 5-phosphatase 2-like. Lineage: Eukaryota; Viridiplantae; Streptophyta; Magnoliopsida; Poales; Poaceae. The transcript has 10 exons. The record is from RefSeq and is a predicted model, not a curated record. Gene Ontology annotation, molecular function: phosphatidylinositol-4,5-bisphosphate 5-phosphatase activity; inositol-polyphosphate 5-phosphatase activity; phosphatidylinositol-3,4,5-trisphosphate 5-phosphatase activity. Bases 217 to 2040 code for a protein of 607 amino acids. Gene Ontology annotation, biological process: phosphatidylinositol dephosphorylation.